GCCUGAGGUCAUAUUGGACAUUUGUCUUAUUUAAGCUCGGCGAGGAGAAGAUGCCUCAACCCAAAGUGAAGCUGGUGGUGACGGGAGAUGAUUUUGGGUACUGCGAGAGGAGAAAUCAGGGGAUUGUGGAUUGCUUCAGAGCUGGUGGGAUCUCCAAUGUCUCUCUCCUGGUGAAUGCAGUGUCGGCAAAACACGCGGCAGAGCUGGCUAAAAGGUAUCACAUCCCUAUUGGACUCCAUGCGAAUCUCUCCGAAGGUCUUCCAGUGUCUCAGGAAUUGAAGUGUUCAACACUCCUCAACAAGGAUGGUUUCUUUCAUGGCAAGAUGGGCUUCAGGGAAGUUUUGCACAGUGGUCAGCUCAAGAUGUCAGAGGUGGAGGCAGAGCUUAGAGCCCAGGUGAAUCGCUUCUGUGAACUGAUUGGCCACAUGCCUUACCAUAUGGAUGGACACCAGCAUGUGCACGUGUUGCCAGAGGUGCGAGAGGUCUUCGCACAAGUUCUCUCUGAUUUUGGGAUCACCUACACUCGGGUCCCUAUAGAGCCCGGUCUGAGGUUUUGCAACUUCCUCCCGUCCCAUUUGAGAGAAUUCUACGCGCAGGUGGAAAAAGAUGCCCUUGAAUCUAUUGAGGUUUUUCAUCGGCAUGGAAUCAGAUGGCCUGACGUGUACCUGGGCCUGAGCACCAUGGGUAAGAACAUGUGUUUGUCCAACCUGAAGCAUGCUUUGGAAGCUUCACUGGAUGACGGUGUAUCUUCUCCAUUGAUACUGACACAGUCCAACAAUAAUGCAGCGAGCGACUGCUACCGACCGGUUACGGCAGAGCUCAUGGUGCAUCCAGGAUAUCCCAGUCAACCUCAGCAGGGUGGAUGCGGAGAAGGACCGGAUGACUUUUCACAGUCCACAGAUCGACUACAUGAGUUGAACACUUUGAGAGACCCAAUGGUGCUUGGCUAUUACAGGCAACAGGGAAUUCAUCUCUGUGCUUUCAAAGACUUUUAAACACUUCAAACAGAGUAUUCAGUGGGAUCAUAACUUAAAGGAUAGAAGAUCUCAACUCAUACCUCAAAGAAUUAUUAUAUAGAGCAGUGUUUCUCAACCACAUUCCUGAAGGACCACCAGAUCUGCACAUUUACCAUGCCUCCUUAACCAAACACACCUGAUUCCAGUCAUCAGCAGACUGAGAGACCUGUAAUGGGUGUGACAGACAAAGUUGACAUCCAAAACAUGCAGUGUUGGUGGUCCUUUAGGAAUGUGGUUGAGAAACAUUGCUCUAGAUCAGUGUUUGUCAACCACGUUUUUCGAGGACCACUAGCUUUGCUCAUUUUCCAUGUCUUCUUAACCAAACACAAAGGUGUGACAAAGGAGACAUCUAAAACAUGCAGUGUUGGUGGUCCUCUAGGAACAUGGUUGAGAAACACUGAUAUAGACUGAAUGCUUGAUUUUGGGAAAAGCCAGAAAAAUGGUGGUCGGUUCUUUUUUUUGCUGCUUCCAAAGCCAUACUAAAUCAUCUAAAGCUGCUACAUGUUAAAGGGUUGGUUCACCCAAAAUUAAGAUGUACUCUCCCUGAAGUAGUUCCAAAGAUUUAUGAGUUUCUGUUGAACCAAAAAGAAAAUUUAUUUAGAAGAAAGCUGAAAACCUGUAACCACUGACUUCCAUAGUAUUUGUUUUUCCUACUAUGGAAGUCAAUGGUUACAGGUUUUCCAGCAUUCUUCGAAGUAUCUCCCUUUGUGUUCAACAGAACAAAACUCAAAUUGAUUUGGAACAACACAAUUGUGAGUGACUGAAACAAAAAUGUUCAUAUUUGGGUGAAAUAUCCCUUUAGAGAAGUAUAAUAUAGCAGUGUUUCUCAACCACAAUCCUGAAGGACCACCAACACUGCAUGUUUUGGAUGUCUCCUUUGUCUGUCACGCCCAUUACAGGUCUUCCAGUCUCUACUAAUGAGCUGAUGAUCAAAAUGAGGUGUGUUUGAUUAAAGAUACAAAGAAAAUGUGCAGAGCUGGUGGUCCUCCAGAAACGUGGUAGAGAAACACUGUAUUAUAGUAAUUAUUCAACAAAACUCCCCAAGAUGAAGUUAAAUUACACAGUUUUACAUUUUUAACAUAAUAUUAUCUUGUAAAGAUGCUCCGAGUUAGUUUUUACUAUAGGAAUGUGCAAUUUAAUCUGGAUUUGAUGAGAAAAACUCUCUCAAAUCCAUAUUGAUAUUAUAGAGCAGUGUUUCUUAACCACCAGCACUGCAUGUUUUGGAUGUUUGCGUUACACCCAUUACAGGUCUUUUAGUCUCUGCUAAUAAGCUGGUGAUCUGAAUCAGGUGUGUAUGAUUAAGGAGACAUAGAAAAUAUGCAGAGCUGGUGGUCCUCCAGAAACAUGGUUGAGAAACACUGUAAAAUAGUAAUUAUUCAACAAAACCCCUUAAGAUGAAGUUAGAUUGCACCGUUUUUAAAAUAGUAACAUGUUAUUAUCUAGUAAAGCUGCUCUGGGUUAGUUCUUACUAGAGGAAUGUGCAAAUUAAUCUGGAUUUGAUCAGAAAAACUCUCUCAAAUCCAUAUUGAUAUUGUAGAGCAGUGUUUCUCAACCAAGUUCCUGGAGGACCACCAGCUCUGCCUGUUUUGGAUGUCUCCUUUGUCUGUCACACCCAUUACAAGUCUUUCAGUCUCUGCUAAUCAGCUGAUGAUCUGAAUCAGCUGUGUUUGGUUAAGGAAACAUAGAAAAUAUGCAGAGCUGGUGGUCCUCCAGGAAUGUGGUUAACCACCAGUAUAUUAUAGUAAUUAUUAAACAAAACAUCAAGAUGAAGUUAGAUUGCAGUUUUUAAAAUUGUUAUCUAGUAAAGAUGCUCCGGGUUGGAUCUUACUAGAGGAAUGUGCAAUUUAAUCUGGAUUUGAUCAGAAAGACUCUCUCAAAUCCAUAUUGAUAUUAUAGAGCAGUGUUUCUCAACCAUGUUGCUGAAGAACCAGCAACACUGCAUGUUUUGGAUGUUUCCUUUGUCUGUUAGAUACAAUACAGGUCUCCCAGUCUCUACUAAUAAGCUGAUGAUCUGAAUCAGUUGUGUUUGGUUAAGGAGACAGAGAAAAUGUACAGAGCUGGUGGUCUGUCACACCCAUUACAGGUCUUUCUUUCUCUGCAAAUGAUCUGAAUCAGGUGUGUUUACUUAAGGAGACAUUAAAAAUGUGUAGAGCUGGUGGUCCUCUAGGAACGUGGUUGAGAAACACUGUAUUAUAGUAAUUAUUAAACAAAACAUCAAGAUGAAGUUAGAUUGCAGUUUUUAAAAUUGUUAUCUAGUAAAGCUGCUCUGGGUUAGUUUUUACUAUAGGAAUGUGCAAUUUAAUCUGGAUUUGAUCAGAAAGACUGUCUCAAAUCCAUAUUGAUAUUAUAGGGCAGUGUUGCUCAACCAUGUUAUAGAAGGACCACCAACACUGCAUGUUUUGGAUGUUUCCUUUGUCUGUUAGAUCCAAUACAGGUCUCCCAGUCUCUACUAAAAAGCUGAUGAUCUGAAUCAGUUGUGUUUGGUUAAGCAGACAUAGAAAAUGUACAGAGCUGGUGGGCCUCUAGGAACGUGGUUGAGAAACACUGUAUUAUAGUAAUUAUUAAACAAAACCCCAAGAUGAAGUUAGAUUGCAGUUUUUAAAAUUGUUAUCUAGUAAAGCUGCUCUGGGUUAGUUUUUACUAUAGGAAUGUGCAAUUUAAUCUGGAUUUGAUCAGAAAGACUCUCUCAAAUCCAUAUUGAUAUUAUAGGGCAGUGUUUCUCAACCAUGUUGUUGAAGGACCACCAACACUGAAUGUUUUGGAUGCUUCCUUUGUCUGUUAGAUCCAAUAUAGGUCUUCCAGUCUCCGCUAAUAGGCUGAUGAUUUGAAUCAGUUGUGUUUGGUUUAGGAGACAACGAAAUGUACAGAGCUGGUGGUCCUCCAGAAAAAUGGUUGAGAAACAGUGUUAUAGAGAACUGUACACUCCAAUAGCAGUACUGUUUUAAUGACCAUAAUGUACUAUGUGAAGAUUUUAACAACUGAACAUGUAGCGUUUACUUUAUAUAUUUAAAAAAACAUGUUUUUUUUAGGUACACUGUUUAUAAUGAAUAUAUUUAUGAUAUUUUUAUGAACCUGAAUUAAAAGCACAGUCCCUUUUACUUUUGAUUUCUUUCUUUGGGACAAAUAAUAUGAUCGCAAAAUAUAUUUAAAAAAAUUAAAAAGGU
Danio aesculapii is the source of this 4180-nucleotide messenger RNA. Its product is annotated as carbohydrate deacetylase. Gene Ontology annotation, molecular function: deacetylase activity. The record is from RefSeq and is a predicted model, not a curated record. Gene Ontology annotation, biological process: carbohydrate metabolic process. Bases 51 to 995 code for a protein of 314 amino acids. Lineage: Eukaryota; Metazoa; Chordata; Actinopteri; Cypriniformes; Danionidae. The transcript has 6 exons.